AUGGCUCGUGGAAUUUCGUGUGUCUUUGUACUGGGUGCAUUAUUAUCUCGCUUUGGAAGUGUGUCCUCAGAAACCAAACUGAAUACCACUCAAAGGGAAGAUUUUGCCAUAAGUAGCCCGUGUGUAUCGAAGAUCUUGCAAGGUUUACCUUUGAAUUCCCUGCGGAUGUUGAAACGAGGCGAAGUUGACGGGUUAAAGGUCAAGGUUCACCGUGAUCAAAUGACCAACAGCACCACUGAUUGGAUGCUGGUUCGUGAAGAUGGAAUACGCAACGUUCUUUUUUCUGUGAAUACUUUCAAUCCAAUUGCGCACUGGGCAUUAUCUACUUCCUUUCAAACAAACGACUUUUCGGUUUUGGAGAAUCCAAGUAACUGUCUUGGUGAUUUUCGAAACGAUGCUUUCCGUGUAAAGAUCCGCCAGCUAGUCUUAAACCACAUCCACAGUCAUGUUUCAGAAUCCAUUAAUGUGUGCGCAAAGGAAGUUAUGAAUGUAUCGGGAACUGCUGUUGAAAUAUUUAAUUGCUGCUCAAGAAAUUCUAGUGGUGUUAUAUCUUGUCAAAUAAUACAGGAAGACUACUUAGUGGAAAUCUUCUUUGGUUUUAUUUUCAUAUUGAAGAUAUUACUGGUAAUCUUUAUUGCACGUUUCAUCCCAACAUCUCUAUAUAGAAAACGACAUUGCUACAAGGAAUUCAUAUUUUCUUUGACAGCCCCUUUAGAAAUUGAAAUUACAAAGCGUUUUUCAACUCCACCUAAUGUUUCUAAAUUAAGAACUGUUAACCUAGGAACUGAGUACGUUUCUUGUGGAUAUCAACAUCGAAUGAAGCUUGGAGAGAAUCUCCACAGACUCUCUGACGUCAUAGAGACCAUGGAAAUGAGUAAAACUGAGCACUUCAAGUUGAGGGCUGUUUGGUUUAAAGGGGAUCCUGAUCGUCUGGUUAGGAGAAACAAGGCUCCUGUAGGAUUUUUCUCCUUUCUCUAUCGCCGACUUUUUCAAUGCAAGUGUUACGUGCACGGACGCAAACAGAAAGUGCUUGAACAUACAGAAGAUGGUGUUGACGAUGAGUACGUGUCUCUGCACAACUGCUGCAAACGCAAAAUAUCGAAGGAUAGCACAUGGGAAUCCUUUUUACGAAAUAUGAUGCAAGCAUUUGCAGCUCUUUUCGCAUUCUGGAUCCCAAUAAUUGCUAUAACAGUGUAUUGGGAUUACGAAGAAGAUUUCGUUAAAAAUAAACUAGAAGCAGCAAAACAAAGUAACUUAACAAUGACUCUGUCAUUGUUUUCCACAAAACUGAUCUCUUUAUCGUUUAUUCACGGCUGUUACAGUCUAUAUCAGGCAUGUUUUGCCCUAUGGUUUUUGCCAUUGUUGAUGCUAAUUAUUAUAAGAAUUUCUACAGACGACACACUUUGGAAAAGGACCGUGUGGAUUUUUGUAAGAAGUCUGGUUUAUGCGAAACAUUUUUCCAAUGUCGGAACCAGUUGGGCGGCAUCUUUUCUCCUGAGAUCUUUCACCAGCAAUGCUCUAACGGAUGUAAAUGCUGUUCACAUAUUCCUGUGGGUGACUGUCAAAUUAACAUCCUUAUUUAUUGCCAUACUUGUCCUUUUGUUUUGUAAGUUGUCGACCAUCAAUGUGUUCUUGCAAUUAUUCUGGAGAUUCUUGGGAGAAAUUGUAAAGUGUGUGAGGAAAUCGAACGAUGAGGACAAGCGAAGCGAUAUGGAGGACCUCGUUCUGGAAAAAUCUAAAAAUACCUGUGAGAAAAGUGUCAGAGGCUUCCUUAAUCUUCCUCCAAUCGAGGUUGGAGAGAUAGACAUAGAGGGCGCAACCUUCCCUAGAUCUCCUUGUGCACGAUUUUGGUGGUGUAUUAUUUGCUUUGGUUGGUUAGCAUUCCUAAUUUGUGCGAUUCCAAUCUUCAUAGACAUAACGUUUAUCAUUGUUGACAUUUUGUUCCUCAUCAUAAUAUGCCUUGUAGCAAAUAUACGUCACUUAGCACAGUAUUAUUUAAUUGUACUUUUUACAUAUCUUUAUGCAUGCAUGUUUCUGAAACGCGUGGAAAGAACAUUUCAGCAUUUUAACAACAAAGUUCAAAACUUUCUUUUGGAGAGACAUACACGAACACUGAUCAAUAAAAACUUGCACGAUGACACGAUUCCAGACACAAACCGUUGUUACCAAGUAAUUCCUGGCAGAGGUUGUGGAAGAUGCGCUGCCUGUCAUGUUUUUACCACAAGAAAUGGCGUGCCAAAAUGGAAAGCCCGCCAUUUAGUGCAGUUUGUGGAUGACAAAGGUGAACCUUGCAUCCCCAAAAAUUUCUUUUUUCAGACAUGCUACAUGAAGCACUUUUCAUGCCCUGGAUCUCUUUCAAACCAUUACUAUGAUGCCAUGAUCAAAUCAUUCCUUUUAGCAGUUUACAUUGUAGCUGUAAUUCUGUUGGUUAAAAUAGUAUAUCCUAGUCUGCCAUGGUGGGGUCAUCUGUUAGUUUACAUUUUAUUUGGCCUUCUACCACUACUCAUCUUGAAAAUCUUUUGUGACGGUCCAAAGCUGAACGAAUAUGACACAGCAGACGACAUAUUCAAACAGAAGUUAGAACACGUCAUUCGGGAAUACAAACAAGAGUGGUCCAUAAUUGACUUGGAAGUUUCACGUCGUGCAAAGUUGGAUGACUCCAUUGCGUCACAUUUGGAAGGAAAUGAUGACGAAAGCAACGAUACCAAAUGCUGGUUUCGAGCACGAAACAAAGCGUGUGUUUGCUUACACAUCCCUAAUAGAAAGCCAAUCAACGUUGAUGAUACUAUACAGACAGAAUCUGUUCCUCCGACACCAACAAGACGACCGCCAUCAAGAAAUGGUUUCAAUGGAUCCAGGAUAAUACGAAAUCAAUGGAAUCCAACCACCAACAACUCUCCCAGACAGAGCUCCAAAUCUCUUCAGACUUCUCCACAGUCGGCAAACAGACAUCCAUUACUGAAAUCACUGAGUUCUUUCUCCGGAACUCACAAUGAAUCAUGGGAUACACUUGAUGGCAGACCACCCACCAGGUCAUCCUCCGGAAAACAGAAGAAUUCUAGAGUACCAUCAGAUGAAAUAACACAUGAAGGUUCAGAAAUGAUUAAUUUCCUUCCUAAGUCAUACCCCGGAGCUUGCUGUGUCAGCACUAAAGAUGAUACGAUAAGUAUUGCAAGUACAUUAUCCAAUCAUUCGCAUGAUCAGCAUCACCAAGAAACGAUCUCUACUAUAUUAAAGAAUAUGAAGUUUCUCAACAGCGAUAAGAGAGCCACUCAAACACUCGUCGCAGAUGUGUAAAUGACGUCAUCGUGUAGAUGCGACAUGCAGUGUGUUUUGUAUUUUGUUUGUCUUGAUAAAG
Molecule: messenger RNA, 3358 nt
Organism: Saccostrea cuccullata (small rock oyster)
Lineage: Eukaryota; Metazoa; Mollusca; Bivalvia; Ostreida; Ostreidae
Exons: 5
Coding region: 1-3297 (1098 amino acids)
Source: RefSeq, a predicted model, not a curated record